CUCCCUCUCGCCCACCCCGAAUCCGUCCGCCAUGAACUCGCUCCAAUCCUUCCUCGCCGUCGCGCCCGUCAAGCCGGCCGCGGCCGCCGCGAGGCUCCCGUCGUCCCGGCGGGCGCGCGUCUCCGCCUGCCUCGCGACCCCGGCGCCCGCGCCGACCGCCCCCGCGGCGGCGCGGCGGGAGCUGUCCGCGGCGAGCCGGGCCGUCAUGGCGGACGAGGCCAAGUACAUCGUGGGCACCUACAAACGCGCCCAGGUCGUCUUCGUGGCGGGGCGCGGCUGCAAGCUCUACGACAUCGAUGGGCGUGAGUACCUUGACAUGGCCGCCGGCAUCGCCGUCAACGCCCUCGGCCACGGCGACCCCGACGUGGACGCCGCCGCCGCGGACCAGCGCGGACGCCUGGUCCACGCCAGCAACGUCGGCUACACCGUGCCCCAGGUGGAGCUCGCCAAGCGGCUCGUGGAAGCCUCCUUUGCUGACCGCGCCUUCUUUGCCAACUCCGGCACUGAGGCCAAUGAGGCGGCCAUCAAAUUCGCCAGGAAGUACCAGAGGGUCGCGCACCCCAACGGUGAUGCGCCUACGGAGUUCAUGUCCUUCACCAACUGCUUCCAUGGCCGGACCAUUGGCUCGCUCGCGCUGACUAGCAAGGUGCAGUACAGGGAGCCCUUUGAACCUGUCAUGCCCGGCUCAACAUUUGUCGAGUAUGGCAAUUUGGAGGAGGCCAAGAAGGUGAUACAGUCGGGGAAGAUUGCUGCUGUGUUUGUCGAGCCCGUGCAGGGUGAGGGUGGGAUUCACAGUGCCACCAAGGAGUUCUUGCAGGGACUGCGGGAUGCUUGUGAUGAGGCAGGGGCUCUCUUGGUCUUUGACGAGGUGCAAUGUGGUCUGGGGCGCACAGGUUACCUCUGGGCCCAUGAGGUUUAUGGUGUAUUACCUGACAUAAUGACCUUGGCGAAGCCACUGGCCAACGGCCUUCCCAUUGGUGUGGCCUUGGUCACCGAAAAGGUUGCGGCAGCCAUACACUACGGUGACCAUGGUACCACAUUCGGCGGAGGCCCUUUUGUGUGCCAUGCUGCAUUAGCCACAUUGGACAAGAUCCAGAAACCUGGCUUUCUAGCAGAGGUGACCAAGAAAGGAGAAUACUUCAAGCAGCUGCUCAAAACUAAGCUGGGUGGAAACCCUCAUGUCAAAGAGAUCCGGGGGGCCGGUCUCAUCGUUGGCAUUGAGCUCGACGUACCGGCUGGGCCUUUGGUCGAUGCGUGCUUGGAUGCUGGUGUCUUUCUGCUGACGGCCGGGAAAGGCAAUGUGGUGAGGCUUGUGCCUGCGCUCAUCGUGUCGGAGAAGGAGCUGGAGCAAGCUGCAGAGGUGAUAAGGGAAUGUCUACCUGCUCUUGAAGCCUCUACCUCUUAGUGUAAACAAGAUCUCUUAAGAUCUACAUGUUGAAGUUUCUUUCGAAAUUUGGAAGGGAAUAAAAUGUCAUGUUGGACUAUUGUGAUGUUGAAGUUCUUUUCAAAGUUUGGAAGGAAACAAUGCCUGUGUUGUUGUC
Triticum dicoccoides is the source of this 1541-nucleotide messenger RNA. RefSeq names its product acetylornithine aminotransferase, mitochondrial-like. Gene Ontology annotation, biological process: arginine metabolic process. The coding region runs from base 32 to 1405 and encodes 457 amino acids. Gene Ontology annotation, cellular component: chloroplast stroma. The transcript is spliced from 3 exons. Lineage: Eukaryota; Viridiplantae; Streptophyta; Magnoliopsida; Poales; Poaceae. Gene Ontology annotation, molecular function: transaminase activity; identical protein binding; pyridoxal phosphate binding. The record is from RefSeq and is a predicted model, not a curated record.